Molecule: messenger RNA, 1613 nt
Organism: Sorex araneus (European shrew)
Lineage: Eukaryota; Metazoa; Chordata; Mammalia; Eulipotyphla; Soricidae
Gene: C2H3orf80
Product: chromosome 2 C3orf80 homolog
Exons: 1
Coding region: 66-620 (184 amino acids)
Source: RefSeq, a predicted model, not a curated record
GCGGGGGGCGCGAUGCCCGCGGCGGGGGGCGCGCGGGGCUGAGCGCGGCGGCGGCUCCUGCGACCAUGCGGGACCCCCUGGUGCUGCUGCCGCUGCUGCUGCUGCUGCCGGCGCUGGGCGCGCGGGGGGCGCCGUCGCGGGGCGCGGGCGGCUGCGCCGAGCUGGCGUGCGGCGAGCGGGAGCGCUGCUGCGCCGCGGCCAACGGCACGGCCCCGCGCUGCUGCGCGCCGCCCCUGCACGCCUUCCUGGACGGCGUGGGCUGGUUCGUCCGCAAGCUCUCGGGGCUGCUCAUCCUGCUGGUGCUCUUCGCCAUCGGCUACUUCCUGCAGCGCAUCAUCUGCCCCAGCCCGCGCCGGCCCGCGCCGCGCCCCGCCGCCGCCGCCGCCCCCGGCCCCGACGCCGGCGACGCGCCCGCGCUGCUGCCCCCCGACGACGCGGCCGCCGGCUCCCAGGACUCGCUGCUGGACCGCGCCGGCCCCGACGGCGCCCUGGCGCCCGCCUUCCUGCAGCUGCCCAGCUACGACGAGGUCAAAUACCUGCCCACGUACGAGGAGUCCAUGCGGCUGCAGCAGCUGGGCGCGCGCGAGCCGGGCGCGCGGGACCGCUUCCCGCUCAUCUGAGCCGCCCCCGGGACCCCCCGCCCGCCCCGCAGCCCUGCGCCCCUUCCCGGCCGGGAACACCCCCCCAGCCCCGCGCGGGUCCUUCUGGCCCGCGGGAGUCACGGCCGCCGAGGGCGGGGAGCCCCGCGCGCGCGCGCGCGUCCCGCCGCGGCGACUCGGGCCGGAACCAGGGCCCGUUGGCCGUUGGUUCCCCGGGUCGGAGGAGACGCCUCUUUAGGUGGCGUUGGUGUUCAUCCCUUCGCCGGUUGCCCGGGGAAACGCGGGCGGCAUUGCACCUCCAGAAGCGGAAUUCCGGGCGGCGGGGUGAUGGAGAGGACGUCCGCGGCGUGGAGACCACGAGGGCUGUCUUAUUUUCACAGCUGGAGAGGAAUACACUUUAUUUUUACUACGGUGGCAUCCUCGAGAACCUUUUCUAACAACGACCCGUGGAGCCUGGGUCACGGUGUCCCCGCAGUGCUCCAUGGAGGCACCUUUCCUUGGGCAGACUUUGUGACUGGUGUGGUGUGCUGAUGUCCCCGGGAAGGGCGCGGUCUACUCACGGUGAGAGAAAAAUAACAAACAAGCAUCUAAUUUCCGUUUUUCCAGUCCACGCAGUGUGCUUGCAGCAAACUGUGCUAUAACAUAUCUCCCCGUGCUUUAUGUGUGGUGCCCAUAUGCUGCAACACCUUAUAAUCAUUGCAGAUUCUGCUGUGAAAGGCGAACCAGGUGUCGGGUUGGAGGGGGGAUUACAUUGACAAGGCACAGACACAGGUGUCCCUAGACUCACUUUUCCUGACACUUCCGAGGAAUCAUAAGAUGCCUGAAUUGGAUUAGCCGAAAGGUUCUGAUUUGAUUGCUUUCAUGUUUAAACUUAAACGUGAGCUGGGAGAGCCUGGCAGUUCUGCACCUGAACAUGAACUGUAACGGAGGACAAUGGUUUAGCCUGAACUUCUGUUAUGAAAGGAAAUUCAUUUGCAGUGUGUUAGAAACGGAAAGACAUUAAAGUCUGUUGCA